Molecule: messenger RNA, 414 nt
Organism: Fraxinus pennsylvanica
Lineage: Eukaryota; Viridiplantae; Streptophyta; Magnoliopsida; Lamiales; Oleaceae
Source: the annotation of a GenBank genome assembly
AUGUCGGCAGAUGAAAAUCUAGCUGGGUUUGUUUCCGUUUACGUCGAUCUAAGGUAUGGUGUUCUUGAUUCUGUACCUAUUGGAGGAAAUGAUAUUAUUACUGUGGUUUUGAAGGCUCAUUUGCACUGUGAUGGUUGUGCUUCCAAAUUCCUAAAAUGCAUUCGCUCUUUGACGGUCCAGGUUGGUGGUUCUCUAGCUUAUCGAAUUGAGAGAAAAUUGGGGAAAGGAGGAUUUGGGCAAGUGUAUGUUGGUCGCCGGAUAAAUCCCCCAAACCCGAAUGAACGAAUGGGUCCAAGAGCUACAGAGAUUACAGUUACCGAAAGAUUUGAUCCGACAAAACUCCACGAGGAAGUGGAGGAGAAAACCCACAAAAAAAAUGGAACUGAUUUCACCAAGGCAGCAAAAAAAGAAUGA